Lactuca saligna is the source of this 1128-nucleotide messenger RNA. The record is from the annotation of a GenBank genome assembly. Lineage: Eukaryota; Viridiplantae; Streptophyta; Magnoliopsida; Asterales; Asteraceae.
AAAAAAACAAUCAAUGGCUCAGAUUGUUUUUUUUAAUAAUAUUUAGAAAUUUAUAAUUUGUAAGCAUACAUAUACUCGCAACAAGAAAAGAUAUUUGUGAGUGUGAGCCACACAUCUAUCUUUUUCCACAAGAAUCGUCAAUCAUGGCUGUUGAAUUGUUGGAGACUCUGAAAGAAGCCAUAACCGCAUACACCGGACUCUCUCCUAAUGCUUUCUUCACUGUACUCGCUGCCGGUGUUGCCAUCUAUUAUGUCGUCUCCGUUUUGUUCGGAGGAUCCUCCGAUCAUCAACCACAACAUAGGCCCAGGUCUUUCGAAGAAGAAGUACAGCCUCUCCCGCCACCGGUUCAGCUCGGCGAGAUUUCCGAGGAGGAGCUAAAAGCCUACGACGGCAACGAUCCCGAAAAGCCUCUUCUUAUGGCCAUCAAGGGUCAGAUCUACGAUGUUUCACAAAGCAGGAUGUUCUAUGGGCCAGGUGGGCCAUACGCACUGUUUGCAGGAAAAGAUGCUAGCAGAGCUCUUGCAAAAAUGUCAUUUGAAGAUAAAGAUUUGAAUGGUGAUCUCACUGGUCUUGGUGCGUUUGAGCUUGAUGCAUUGCAAGAUUGGGAAUAUAAGUUCAUGAGUAAGUAUGUCAAGGUCGGAUCCAUUAAGAACUCAGAAGCUUCAACCGCUGAGUCAACUGCAACUGACUCAGCAGCUGAACCCACUGAGUCAACUGUAGCAGAACCUGCUCAUGUUUCAGAGCCCACAGAAGAAGAUAAAGAGGCUAAGGAAGUGAAAGAUGAGUGAAGUAUUUUUAUGAUGGGGGUGAGGUAGGGUUUGGGUGCCUAUGAAUUUAUAGUUGUAACUUCUAUAAUUAAGUAUAGAUUAAUGACUUGAGAUGAUCCUACUUAUUCCAAAUUUGUUGUGUUUCAAUAAUGUGGAGUUUAUGCAGAAUCAUGGUCCUUCUAUGCUAAUUGAGUAAUUUCAAUCUUGGAUCAAUCUUUUAGAUUUGAUGUCAUCCAAACCUGUAUUUUCUGUGCUGAUUGUUUUUUUUAAGCAAAAAUCUAUACAGUUUGCCGACUACCUCUGCAACCCUCUGCAGUAAAAGAGGUGGACCUAACGAUUACAGACUGUAAUAAAAAACGUG